CUCUCCCGGCUGGGGAAUGGGCCUUUUCCUCUCUUCAAGCCUGGGCGCAUCAUUUCCCAACUGCCAGAAUCGCGCGCCGAGGUCGAAAUUGUCCCACGACAGGGAACUCAACUUGAACAUGGGUGGUAGUUCGAGUUCUGCCACCCAUGUCGAGCGAUCCUCCAGGAAAGAGGCGGCGGGAAUCGACCUCUUCCCCAUCUCGCCGAGGGCCCGCCGCUCCUGUCCGGCCUGCUGCCCCCGCUGAGCCUGCAGAACCCGGUCGCCGAUCCAAAAGGGUCGCUCUCGCUGCGAUUCGCCCCACUUCCCGCGACGACUUCGAGAUUGCCAUCAUUUGUGCCCUUACACAAGAAGCUGACGCCGUCAAAGCCUUGUUCGAUGAGAGGUGGGACGGCCAUGGUCAGGAUGGGUAUGGCAAGGUCGCUGGCGACCCCUACUCCUACGCCUGCGGCCGCAUCGGUCGCCAUAAUGUUGUGGUGCCACAUAUGACGGGCAUGGGGAAGGCUAACGCGGCAAACGUGGCAACCAAUUGCGGGCGGAGCUUCCCCGGAGUCAAGAUCGCUCUUGUUGUGGGAGUUUGUGCUGGCGUCCCUUCAGUGUCUGGUGGGCCGGGGCAGAAGAAAGAUGUUAUCCUCGGCGACGUCAUCAUCAGCCAAGGGGUCGUCCAGUACGAUUUCGGGCGCCAGACCGAUGCGGGAUUCUACACCAAGGUCACCCCUUUGGAAUCUUUGGGCAAGCCUAUCACGGAGAUAAGCUCCCUUGUGGCGAUGCUGAAAAGCAGGGACGACCGCAAAAGAUUGCUGCAGGACAUGUCAGAGUAUCUGGAUGUGCUCCAAGGCGAAGAGGAUCUUGAACCCGGCUACCCGGGUGUCGAGCAGGACUGGCUCUUCGAGCCGUCUUACCGCCAUACUAAACCUACCAAGAAGUGCGAGGAUAUCUGUGACCGCACCAAGCUGGUGCGCCGCGACCGCCUCCAAGGCCCCAACCCGCCAACGCCUGAAGUUCACUUUGGCUUGAUCGCCUCGGGAGACAAAGUGAUGAAAUCCGCCAGGCAGCGGGACAAGAUUAUCAGGGACCACAACGUCGUGGCUUUCGAGAUGGAGAGCGCAGGGGUAUGGGACGUCAUCCCUUGCGUGGUCAUCAAGGGCGUCUGUGAUUACGCCGACAGCCACAAAGCCAAGAGUUGGCAAAAAAGAGCUGCGGCUGCGGCGGCUGCCUGUAUGAAGGCGUUUCUUAUCAGGCUGGAGCCUUUCAAGAUACGUGAGGCAGACGGGGGCGGAUCGUCAACCUUUGCGCAGCCGCGUGCGACCGAGGCAGGCGCCUCUGGCAAUGCUCGAGAUAGCUACACUUCUAGAACGAACGUGCAGAAUCCCUGUCCUGUCGAUUCACGAGAGCUCCAAGCUUGUCUACAAUCCCUCAGCUUCCCGCAGAUGACGAAUCGCUUCCACGACAUCCAGCCGGCCGAGGAUAACACAUGUCUUUGGCUGCUUCGGCACAGAAAAUAUCGGGCCUGGGCGGAUCUUGAACACUCCAUCCUGUGGAUCAUGGGCAAGCCUGGUGCCGGAAAGUCAACGCUGAUGAAAUACGCCCUCGACAACCACCCCCAGCUUCCUGGCGUCGCCAAGGAUGAUAUAGUCUUCAGCUUCUUCUUCCACGCCCGUGGCCACGACCUGCAAAAAUCGCCGCUCGGGUUUUGGUUGUCCCUGCUGCAUCGAUUCCUUGAACUUGCCCCCGCACCUCUAGCUCAUGUGGUUCAGACCUACCUGCGGAAACAGGCAACCCAUGGGAAGCAUAAGGAAGGAAAAUGGCAAUGGCAUCAAAGCGAGCUGCAUUCCAUGUUCAAAUCGGUGCUGCCGGACAUCUUGCGGGCCCGCCGCGUCCUGAUCUUCGUGGACGCGCUGGACGAGUGCGGCAAGGACAACGCCCUAGCCCUGGUCAGCCAGUUCAAUUCCCUACUCCGUGGACUCCCCACCGACGCAGGCUUCCGGCGGUUCCACAUCUGCUUUUCCUGUCGCUACUACCCGAUCGUGAACCCGUGCGGCCGCCAUGGAAACCAGCUUGAGAUCAACCUCGAAGAAGAAAACAAAAGCGAUAUCCGGGUUUACGUCCACAGCAUAAUGUCUGAUCGUCAAGAACAGACCCAGCAGCCCACGGUCCAAGAGCUAAUAGCGAGCCGCGCCAACGGAGUGUUCAUGUGGGCACGCCUCGCCGUCGAAAAGGUUCAGGAGCUAGCUAGCGAGGGCCAUUCGGAGACCAAGAUCAGGAACUCGAUCAACCUUCUUCCCAGGGAGCUGGAGGAGGUUUACCGCCAGCUCGCCAAGGACAUGGAGCCGUCCUCCAUCAAACUGAUCCAGUGGAUCUGUUUUGCUGUGAAGCCAAUCACGCUGGAUGAACUGCGGUGGGCCAUCAUCAUCGAGCCCAACGAUCAGCGCCGGUCUUUGCGAGAGUGCCAGGAAAGCGAAGAUUACAUCGACAGUGCCGACAGGAUGAAGCUGCAGCUACGAAAGCUCAGCCGCGGCCUCGCCGAGGUCUCACAACCCGACCCCAGCAAGCCAGGCGUUGUCCAGUUCAUCCAUCAGUCCGUCAAGGACUUUUUCACUGCCAGGAAUCCACCAGCUUUCGACAAGAUCUCAACUACCAAUGGAUCGAUUCAAGAAACACACCGCCAACUAGCUAUGAUAUGCAUACGCUACUUGGAAAUGGAGGAAAUCGAACCGUCAAUAACCAACAAGCUCUGGGACUUUCCUUUCCUGUAUUACGCCACGACCUCGUGGGUGGCGCACGCAAAACAAAGCCUUUCUGAAGUUUUUGCCUGGCCGUCAAACGCUUGCAUUACUAUGUGGUUGCGCAUACACUACAAACCCAAAUUUUAUUCGUUCGACUGUUUGGGGUUGGGGGCCAAUUUGGUACACCUUUUAUCAAAACAUGGAUUGGCGAAAGCACUCGAGGUUGUUUUGCCAAACUCGAAUCACACUAUCGACACUCCAGAUGUCGAUGGCCGGACGCCGCUAUCAUAUGCCGCAAAAGAAGGACACGAGGCCGUAGUUAAACUACUGCUCGCCACAAGCAUUGUCAAGAUCGAUUCGAUGGACCAAAACGGGCAAACGCCGCUAUCAUAUGCUGCAAGCGGCGGGCACGAAGCCGUAGUUAAACUACUGCUCGCCACAGGCAUCGUCAACGUCGAUUCGAUGAGCCAGGGCGGGUGGACGCCACUAUCGUAUGCUGCAUGCGCCGGGCACGAGGCCGUUGUUAAACUGCUGCUUUCCACAGGCAGCGUAAACGUUAAUUCGGGAACCAGUUACGGUCGGACGCCGCUAUUAUAUGCCGCGAAGAAAGGACACGAGGGCGUUGUUAAACUGCUGCUCGCCACAGGCAGCGUUGACGUUGAUUCGGGAGACAGGCACGGUCGGACGCCGCUAUCAUAUGCCGCAGAAGAAGGACACGAGGCCGUUGUUAAGCUGUUGCUUGCCACAGGCAGCGUUGACGCUGAUUCGGGAGACAGGGACGGUCGGACGCCGCUAAAGUAUGCCGCGGAUGACGGGCACCAUGCGAUCGUGAAUCUACUUCGACUUGCUUCCCUCGGCUAAGCACCUUGAGGUGAAGGAUCCGUAGCGCUGCAGGUGGAAAGUGAACUGAACGAGGGAGAGGCGGCUAACUCGGAGCCGAGGACGGGUAUAAAGGUAGAACCUGACUCCGAAUGUCAUGGGUUUGGGCAAGUGCAACCGGGGGGCUCUGGAUUGCAAGGUAGAUACAAUUAGAAAUAUAUCCAAGGUCGAGUUUUGAUCCUGUUUUUCAGUCAAUAA
Messenger RNA from Gaeumannomyces tritici R3-111a-1, 3800 nucleotides. RefSeq lists its product as hypothetical. Gene Ontology annotation, biological process: nucleoside metabolic process. The record is from RefSeq and is a predicted model, not a curated record. The transcript is spliced from 5 exons. Lineage: Eukaryota; Fungi; Ascomycota; Sordariomycetes; Magnaporthales; Magnaporthaceae. Gene Ontology annotation, molecular function: catalytic activity; protein binding. The coding region runs from base 147 to 3584 and encodes 1145 amino acids.